GUGUGUUCUGCCAAAGUUUCUCUGCAGCUUCUCCUCUUCUCAGAAAUUAGGGUUCCGUCUCAAAUUACGAGCAGAUCUCGUACUCUCUGAUGUCUGAAGAUCCGGAGUACCGUUGCUUCAUUGGUGGGCUUGCUUGGACAACGUCUGAUCGUGGUCUCAGAGAUGCCUUUGAGAAGUAUGGUCACCUCGUUGAGGCCAAGGUGGUUCUUGACAAGUUUUCUGGUCGCUCCCGUGGUUUUGGAUUCAUCACUUUCGAUGAGAAAAAAGCUAUGGAUGAAGCUAUUGCAGCAAUGAAUGGAAUGGAUUUGGAUGGGCGAACUAUCACUGUUGAUAAAGCUCAGCCUCAUCAGGGUGGUGCAGGCAGAGAUAAUGAUGGUGACCGUGGUCGAGACCGUGGAUAUGAUCGUGAUCGCAGUCGUCCCUCUGGUGGGCGAGGUGGUGGAGAUUGCUUUAAAUGUGGCAAGCCUGGACAUUUUGCAAGAGAGUGUCCUUCUGAAAGUAGUAGAGAUGGUGGUGGAAGGUUCAGCUCAAAGGAUGAUAGGUACAGUUCGAAGGACGAUAGGUAUGGUGCAAAAGAUGAUAGGUAUGGUGCAAAGGAGGAUAGGUAUGGUGCAAAGGAUGAUAGGUACAGCUCCAAGGAUGAUAGGUACAGCUCCAAGGAUGAUAGGUAUGGUAGUAGGGAUGGUGGAGGUAGUCGCUAUGGACCUGAUCGCAGUGGUGAACGCGCUGGAGGACGCAGCCGGGAUGGUGGCAGCCGUGGAGCUCCAGGAGGUGAGAGGCACAGUCGUGCUCCAUAUGACCGCCCCAGAGCUGGUGGUUUCCACUAGAAUUCUACUCCAAAGGUUAAAGAAGUUGAAGGUUUCUGCUUUCAGCUCGUGUCAAGUCAAAGUUACGCUUGAUGGUCUAUUUUCUUCAAUGUAUUUGGAUAGCUCGAGAAAGAAGAUGUGUUCUCUAUUUUGGCCCUAAACUCAAGAGUCGACUAUGUUCCUAAAGUGCUCUCUCUCCUUUUGAUAUGUUGAUCCCUAUGGAAACCUUGUGCUUGGUUGGUUUGAGACAAUUUGAGAUGUGCUACUUUAUGCUUAUCGUAAUGAAUGCGUGGGUUAUCCCCCAACACCAAAUAUGCAAAAGCCUCAGGAUGGUCUGAUACUCGGGUUUAGCCGUGAAAAUUAAAGACUGAUCUAUAAAACUUGUGAUGGGAUUGGGAAAUAUACAUUGCUGAUUGAUACUUGGCUACUGGAACUCAAACAUCCCUUCAUGAGCAACAAAUUGUCAUUUUCAGGAAAAAGAUUGACUUUGUGCAAUUUUAGAUCUUGGCAAGUCAAAUCCAAUAGUUUUCUUCAACUAGGGAAAUUUCUACAGCCAAAUGGUCUCUGGUUGGCUCGUCUAGUAUAGCUCACUGGGUUUAUCUUCGAUCUAUUCUUUGUGGGUUCUUCGUGCCUCUUCGUCUACUUUGUUUCUUGCUCGUGACCUCUACCUCUGCCUUUGAUUCUCAAGCUCUAAACUCCAGGAAUUGGGAAAUGGUGUUAAUGUAUAUAUAGUUAAUAUACGCUUGAAUAGGUAUCCUUACUUUGAUAAUUUGUUGAAAUUGCAUACAUAAAUAGGUCACACGAGUUAUGUCGGGAAAACACUGACUUGAUUAUUUUAUACAAGUGAAUAGUAUAUGUAUGGUUAGAACUUAGAUGCAUGACUAGUUCGUUCACCUUCUUUCACAAUUUUGUAUUGCAUACAUACAUACAUUGCUUAGGUGAAUAUAUAAUCAAUUUACCAUAAAUAAAUGACUUUGUAAGUCUCAUAAUUUAAGACUUUGUUUCUAACAUAAAGAAAGACUUUGUAGAACAUAUGAGUUGGUGUAUAGCUUAAACGUUGACUCAAUUAUUUGAUAGAAAUCGAAUAGCAUAGCUAUUCGACGCCACUAUUCGGUUACUCGUACCUCGACCACACCAAAUUAAGAACACUUACCGGAAGAAGAUAAAAGGAGAAAAUGGAAACUAAUCUCUUGUUGGUAAAGUGUGUCUUAUUAGCAUCAUGUCUCAUACAUCCCCGUGCUUGCUCUCCUUCUUGCAAUUUCCCGGCGAUAUUCAACUUCGGCGACUCUAACUCCGACACAGGUGGCCUUUCUGCCUCUUUCGGACAAGCCCCUUACCCAAAUGGCCAAACCUUCUUCCACUCCCCUUCCGGUCGUUUCUCAGAUGGUCGACUCAUCAUUGACUUCAUAGCGGAGGAGUUAGGUUUACCAUACCUAAAUGCUUUCUUAGACUCCAUCGGUUCAAACUUCAGCCAUGGUGCCAAUUUCGCCACCGCUGGCUCCACCGUCCGGCCACCAAACGCAACCAUCGCUCAGAGCGGUGUGAGUCCAAUCUCUCUCGACGUUCAAUUGGUCCAAUUCUCCGAUUUCAUCACACGAUCACAACUCAUUCGCAAUCGAGGUGGAGUGUUUAAGAAAUUGCUUCCCAAGAAAGAGUAUUUCUCUCAAGCAUUGUACACAUUCGACAUCGGUCAGAACGAUCUCACCGCUGGACUAAAACUUAACAUGACUUCAGAUCAAAUCAAGGCUUAUAUACCAGAUGUUCAUGAUCAGCUCUCUAACGUCAUUCGUAAGGUGUAUAGUAAAGGAGGAAGAAGAUUUUGGAUACACAACACAGCUCCACUUGGUUGUUUACCUUAUGUUUUAGACCGGUUCCCAGUACCGGCUUCUCAAAUCGACAAUCACGGUUGUGCAAUUCCGCGUAAUGAGAUUGCUCGAUACUAUAACUCUGAACUUAAAAGAAGAGUGAUUGAGUUGAGAAAAGAGCUCUCUGAAGCUGCGUUUACUUAUGUUGAUAUCUACUCUAUCAAGCUUACUCUCAUCACUCAAGCCAAGAAACUCGGUUUUAGGUAUCCUUUGGUGGCUUGUUGUGGACAUGGUGGGAAGUACAAUUUCAACAAGCUUAUUAAAUGUGGAGCUAAAGUUAUGAUCAAAGGGAAAGAGAUUGUGCUUGCUAAGUCUUGUAACGAUGUGUCGUUUAGAGUUAGCUGGGACGGUAUACAUUUCACUGAAACGACAAACAGUUGGAUCUUUCAGCAAAUAAACGACGGGGCGUUUUCGGAUCCUCCUCUUCCUGUGAAGUCUGCCUGCACCAGAUAGAAGAACUUAGGGAAUCAUAUGACCAAAGUGUCCUUGAA
Arabidopsis thaliana (thale cress) is the source of this 3162-nucleotide messenger RNA. Its product is annotated as GDSL-like Lipase/Acylhydrolase superfamily protein. NCBI's taxonomy places the organism in Eukaryota, Viridiplantae, Streptophyta, Magnoliopsida, Brassicales, Brassicaceae. The record is from RefSeq and is marked reviewed. Gene Ontology annotation, cellular component: extracellular region. The transcript is spliced from 9 exons. The coding region runs from base 1982 to 3124 and encodes 380 amino acids. Gene Ontology annotation, molecular function: hydrolase activity; carboxylesterase activity; hydrolase activity, acting on ester bonds.